GUUUUCAAAAAAUAAUCAAACUUAAUCUCAAAACACAAUGGAUCGAAUACAGGAGAACCAGAAGAAGGCAACAAAUCUCUGUGAGUUGUACGCCGACGGCAACGAUGACGACAGCGAGAAAGAGCAACAGGAUCGUGGACUUGACGCUCAAUUUCUGCUCCGUUCCACUCCAGAGGACGUCGAAAAGUACAUGAUUCACGUGCGGAAGCAAUUGAUGGAGGGAGAAGGCGAGUGUCUUGUCGAGCUCGGAGCACCGAUUAAUUCGAAUUCGAAAAAUCCGAAAAGCGGACUCAGCGAGGAGGAUCUGGACAAGGCGGCCGACGCGCAGCUGAAAAUUCUCGAGAAAAUCCCGGCGGUCGGCACGAAAGUCAUCCGGCGAAAGCAGACGGGCGGAGGUAGUCUUUUCACCGAAGUCUGGAUAAUUCGUGAUCCGCCGACUGAGAAGGAUUUUAUAGAGGCGCGUGUCGCUGUCGUCGGAAAUGUAGACGCCGGAAAAUCGACGUUGCUCGGUGUGCUCACACAUUCGGCGCUAGAUGACGGUCGUGGAGCGGCCAGAACGAAACUUUUCAGACAUAAGCACGAAUUUGAGAGUGGAAGAACUUCUUCGGUGGGAAACGACAUUCUCGGAUUCGAUGUGCACGGAAAUAUUGUCAAUAAACCGGAUCCCCAUAAUCACAAUCUUGACUGGGUGCAAAUUGGCUCAGACUGCGCGAAACUGGUCACUUUCAUAGAUUUGGCGGGCCACGAGAAAUAUCUGAAAACCACAAUCUUUGGAAUGACAGGCCAUAUGCCGGACUACACGAUGCUCAUGAUCGGAGCCAAUAUGGGAAUUAUUGGAACGACAAAAGAGCAUCUCUCGUUGGCUCUUUCACUCCAUGUGCCUGUCUAUCUUGUGGUCACCAAGAUUGAUAUGUGCCCGGCGAAUAUUCUCGAGGAGACGAUGAAAAAUAUUACGCGGCUUGUGAGAAGUGCCAAGAAACUGCCGAUUUUGGUCAGAAAUAUGGACGAUGUUGUGCACGCCGCUGUCAAUUUCCCGAGCAAAAAAGUGUGCCCAAUCUUCCAAGUGUCAAAUGUGGAAGGCACCAAUCUUCCACUCCUCCGUCAAUUCCUGAAUAUUGUGCCACUGCGGCGACAGUUGAACGAGAAUGAUCCGGCGCAUUUCCAGAUCGAUGACAUUUACUGGGUCGACGGUGUUGGAACAAUUGCCAGUGGAACUCUGCUCUCUGGAACUAUUCGUCUCAAUGAUAUUCUCCUUCUUGGACCAACUUCCAACGGUGAUUUCAUGCCGAUUCCGAUUAAAUCGAUUCAUCGUAAACGAAUGCCUGUUGGAAUUGUCAAGUGUGGACAGUCUGCAUCGUUUGCGCUCAAAAAAAUCCCGAAAAAAGACGUGCGAAAAGGAAUGGUUCUGGUGGAUCCGAAGGUGAAACCGGUGGCGAGUAUGGUUUUUGAAGCGGAAAUUCUUGUACUUCAUCACCCGACAACUAUCAAACCGAAUUAUCAAGCUAUGCUUCAUAUUGGAUCGGUUCGUCAGACUGCGACGUUGGUUUCCAUGGGAAAGGAAGUGCUUCGAACUGGCGACCGUGAUAAAGUGCAAUUCAAAUUCAUUCGUCAGCCCGAAUAUAUUCGUCCGGGUACCAAAAUGGUAUUCCGCGAGGGACGUACUAAAGCCGUCGGAACAGUUAGCUCGGUUGUACCACAAGAAUCUCUUGCUCAACAGAGAGCCAAACAGAAGGAUGGUAGACAGAAGCAAUACGGCAAAAAAUCGAUGGGACCAAAACCGCCAAACGGAAAGCCAAAAGAAAAAAUCGAGAAGAAGCUGGACGCACUCAGCAUCGAACAACUCACCUCUGCUGCCUCCACCUCCACCUCAUCCACCUAACUGGUUUCACCGUACCCCAAAUUUUGUAAAAUUUUUUGAAAAAAAUUGUAAAAUUCUCUCUCAACCGGGCUUCACCUCACAUUGUGUAAUUUUUUGAUGCUGUGUAUUUAUUAUUACCCCCAAUUCCUCCUCUCUGUUCAUUUUUGUAUGUACCGGGAUCUCUCCUCAUACCAUCAAUCACCACUAUCUCCCUCUCUAAUCAAAAAUAAUUUCUCUGAAAAGCCCCAUUUGUUUUUAGCUGAAAAUGAAUCUCUGUAAAAU
Caenorhabditis elegans is the source of this 2140-nucleotide messenger RNA. It is a transcript of the gene cgp-1, whose product is annotated as GTP-binding protein cgp-1. Lineage: Eukaryota; Metazoa; Nematoda; Chromadorea; Rhabditida; Rhabditidae. The coding region runs from base 38 to 1879 and encodes 613 amino acids. The record is from RefSeq and is marked reviewed. The transcript has 7 exons. Gene Ontology annotation, molecular function: GTPase activity; GTP binding.